GCGCGUGGAAAAGCGCGAGCCCUUUUGUUGAGUGGAUGUUUCUCUGAGUGCUGCUGUUCGGUUAUGGGGCUCGUGUUUGUGUUUAUGGCUUUGUUUGGUACAUUUGCGCGCGCCGCCGGGUCGGACCCUCUCCCCUUUCCCGUCCCCACACCGGAUCCGGUAACGGGCGGAGAGUACGAGGAGCUCGAGGCUCCGUAUUUACACCUGCCGGUGUUCCUGCACUACAGAGCGCCGCGGGUGGAUAAGCGCCACUUCUCACCGGCGCACGCGAAGAGCCGCGAGACGCUGCCCGAGCGCGUGCGCCGCCUCCUCCUGCCGGAGCCCCGGCGACGCCCGAAGAUGCGUGCGAGGCCAAACGGCCCGGUGAGUGUCGCGUGCAGCGCCAGGGAGAUGCGCGUGCGCGUUCACACGGCGAGCCUGGGGGCCGGCGGCGGCGGCCGCGUGCACGUGAGGCUGGGCUCGUGCGACGUCAGCAGGAGGAGCGAGCAAAGUGUCUUCUUCCAGUUCGAGCUGCACGAGUGCGGAACUCUGAGACGCAUCAUAAAUAAUACGGUGGUUUACUCCAACAUGCUGUACUACACCUCUGCUGUGGGUGUGUCGGGUUCUGAGAUGUUCUCUGUACCUGUGCAGUGUCACUUUAACAGGUUCUACUACUCGUAUAAGAUCGGCUUUGUGCCGGCUGUUGAGAGGUUAAAGUACUUCAAACCCAUGAAGACGAAAGGCACCGUCACUCUGACGGCCUGCGAUGCACAGUGGAACAGACUCUCUCCCACUGAAGGCUUCAUCAUCGGGCAGCUGAUGUACUUCGAAGCUGAAACUCUCUACGUGCCAGACAGCGAACGCUUAUUCGUCCAUUUCUGUCACGUGACUACGAACAGCUCACGUGACUCCUUGCCGCGGAUCAACAUUAUCAAUAACCACGGCUGUUUGAUGGACAGCAGGAGGAGCAGCCAGUCCAGGUUCAUAAACAGCAGCAAGAGGAACGUGGUCAGGUUCACCAUCGAUGCCUUCGUCCUGCAGGGAAAAGUGCAGAAGUAUUUGUUUAUUCACUGUGAGAUGUCCAUCAGAAGCUCUGUUCCAACAGAGACGUCAAAGCUGUGCAGCUAUGACCAGCAGGAGCAGAGGUGGGAGGAGCUUCACGGUGUAGACUCUGUGUGUUUGUGCUGUGACUCAUACUGCAUUCCUAAGAUGACAACACUGAUCCAACCUUUGACGAAUGAAUUUGGGACUUUAGUGGAGCAACACCCAGAGGGAAAGAGCAAAAACCCAACACAGAGCAUCACGGAAAUCUUCACCUCGAAGCCUGAACACAAGCUUUUUCCGUCUGAGAGAGAUUACGGAACAACCAGUCCGGAGAGGACGCUCCCGUCGGAGCAUGGGCAUGGAACUGUCACACCACCCAGAGAACACCUGCUGGAGAGCGAGAACGAACUACUGAUGCCAGAUAGCGAGAGAGGAGUACUGACACAGGAGAGUGAUCAUGGAAAGAUCACACUAGAGGAUACACCUACACCAGAGGUUGAGCAGGGAUUACUCACACCAGAGAGUACACACACAACCCUCACGCCAAAUAGUGAGCACAAAAUACUGAUACCCGAUGACGAGCAUGGAGAGAUCACAUGGGGAGGAACACCUACACUGGAGAGUGAGCACGAACCGCCGGCGCCAGACGGUGAGCACGAAAUGCCGCCGGCGCCAGACGGUGAGCACGAAAUGCCGCCGGCGCCAGACGGUGAGCACGAAAUGCCGCCGCCGCCAGACGGUGAGCACGAAAUGCCGCCGCCAGACGGUGAGCAUGGCCUACUGACACUAUAUAAAGAGCACAAAGAUCUACUGCUAAAAAGUGAGCAAAGACCAUUGAUUGUAGAUGGUGAGCAUGUAAUACUGACUCCAGAGGACAAGCAUGGAAAGACCACACCAGAGACUCCGCCCACACUGGUUGGUGUGUAUGAAACACUGCUGCCAGAGGCUGAACGUGGAUCACUGACGCCGGAUAGUGAGCACAGAAAAGCUGAAACAUUCGCUCCUCCUGCAGAGCAGAACCUAAUCGCACCGGUGUACAAACACGCAGAGCUGCAGGAACCUUACAGGAUAUUCGAGGAAGUGUUCGGACUCAGCUGAGGAGGAAAAACUCAAAACACCAUUCACUUGAUGGCAAUAAAAAAAAAUCUGAAAAAAAGCCUGUCCAAUACUGGUGUUUUUUAGUUCGUGUUUUAAAGUCUGAUUUUAUUCCAAUCAGGUCACAUGAUGAACCGAUAAAACAUCAGGUGUGUCUCCUAAAUAAUCCUAAUAAAUCCUGCAGCUGGAGGCUCCUGAGAUAGACCUUCAGAUUUAACAUUGGAUGGAAAUGGCAGAUUUACACUGCAGUGUUUGUCUCGCUCUCAGUCAUGGACUGUGUGAAUUGUAGGAACAUUGGGGAACAUCAUAUUUUUUAUUCUCAUUAGGGGGUCACCACUGAGGAGCAUCUGACUCCAACAAGCAGAACAUAUACUAAAUAAGAGGACUAGAUAAGAACAUUUGCAGCAGAGAAAAAAUCCUAAACUGCCAUUUGCUUAGGGUUUAUUUUAUCACCACAACAUUGUUUUAACAUGCGACUAAUCACGCAUUUCUGUUUUUAUUAAAAAGACACAUAACAGACACACAAAUAAAACAACCUGAAUCUCAGAGAAUAUUUUCCUCAGACAUAAGUUAUUAGAAAACUCGAAAUGGCUUCUUUUUAAUAAACCAGUUCACAUCGAAUAAAAAAAUUCUCUGAUUCUG
Molecule: messenger RNA, 2760 nt
Organism: Silurus meridionalis
Lineage: Eukaryota; Metazoa; Chordata; Actinopteri; Siluriformes; Siluridae
Gene: zp3d.2
Product: zona pellucida glycoprotein 3d tandem duplicate 2
Exons: 10
Coding region: 64-2121 (685 amino acids)
Biological process (GO): positive regulation of acrosome reaction; binding of sperm to zona pellucida; egg coat formation
Cellular component (GO): extracellular matrix
Molecular function (GO): acrosin binding
Source: RefSeq, a predicted model, not a curated record